Molecule: messenger RNA, 1122 nt
Organism: Annulohypoxylon truncatum
Lineage: Eukaryota; Fungi; Ascomycota; Sordariomycetes; Xylariales; Hypoxylaceae
Product: translation initiation factor eIF3 subunit
Exons: 4
Coding region: 145-984 (279 amino acids)
Cellular component (GO): cytoplasm; eukaryotic translation initiation factor 3 complex
Molecular function (GO): translation initiation factor activity
Source: RefSeq, a predicted model, not a curated record
UUCAUUUUCCUUCUUACUAACCUCAACUUCAACUAUUCCUUCGACAACGCUUCUUGCAAUCGACGACCGCUUCUCGCUUGUCGCACAACUAUCAUACAUCAACCAACCUGCAACUAACCUACAUUCAACGUCAAUCUUGUCACGAUGCCUGCCCGAAAACAGUGGGAUGACGAGGAGUCCGAUUCUAGCACUACCCCUCCCUCUUCUCCACCUCCUGGUGUCGGCGCCAUUCGUCGCAACAAGUUUGAAGAUGAAGAGGGCGAAGAUAGCGAUGUUCUCGAGUCGUGGGAUGCCGCUGAAGAUUCCGAAGUAGAGCGAGAGAAGGCCAAGGCGGCUGCUGAGGCCAAGGCCAAGGCUGAUGCCGAAGCUGCUGCCAGCAAGAAGUCCAAGGCUCAACGUAUCGCCGAGAAGAAGGCCGAACGAGCUCGCCAAUUAGCCGAGUCUGAUGAAGGGUCUGAAGAUGAGGACGAGGCUCUACGUCGUGAACGAAUGCGCGCCAGUGAAAAAGAGUCCGACUUGAAGCACGCUGAGGAUCUGUUCGGUGAUGCUGGCAUCAGCCUUAGCAAUGGACGAAAGGCCACCACUGUCGGCUCUGCCGUCCCUAUCGAUGCUAAAGACCCAACCAAGACCGUUGACCUUAGCUCCCUCCCGCUGUUCAACCCGCAGACCAAGCUUCAAUUUGAGACUCUCCGCAAUACUGUUGUCCCAAUUAUCGGCAGUAACUCCAAGAAGGCGCACUACUCUCUAUUCCUCCAGGAAUUCGCUAAACAACUCGCUAAGGACCUACCCAGCGAUCAGAUCAAGAAGGUUGCCAGCACCCUUACAGCUCUCAGCAAUGAGAAGAUGAAGGAAGAAAAAGCAGCUGAAAAGGGUGGCAAAAAGACGAAGGCGCAAAAGACCAAGACCACCUUGGUAACUAGCCGAGCUAACACCGCCGACGUUGGCACCUACGACGACGACUUUGGGGAUGAUGACUUUAUGUGAACAACGCGGAGCACAUACGAAUCCCUUCAUGGUCAUCACGACACCUCCACACAUACCAUCCCACUUCCGAGAAUUCUUGCGAUCAUGGCGGACUUUUUAGAGCUAUACCCCCGACUUGCAGCAUUCAGCAUUUGGCAC